UGUCUACUGUCUUUCCGUCAUGUCUCCACGCACACUCGAUCGCAUAUGCCGAACUUCAAGAGGAAUUACUUACUGUACUGUACUGGCCAGUGUGACGGGAAUGGAACCCAUGUCUCUCGACAGCUCACAAGUCCACUUAUCAAUACUCCACCCCCCUCUACUCCUCACACACUGCCCCGCCAGCAUACGGAAACACAACACAAAUCGCCAACCAGCACCCCUCACCCUAUUACCCUCCCCCUGUCGAUGACGUCGGUCUCGAGCUCGAAGUGCCGCAGCACACGGCGCCACAGGGGGAUGGACUUCGGAAAGCGCUGAGCGACCGGCUGGGACCGAUCGGCAGCAGGUGCUUCGGUCGUCCGCAGCACGAUAUUGCCGUACCCAACCCACACGUGGGCAGCGACGGUCUCGUUGAGUCGGAAUCCGCUGACUAUCACAUAGCGAUAGUCCGUCAAAAUCGCAGCAUUCAGAUCGCCCUGGUCAGUGCGAUAGCCGAUAGCGAUGCUCAAAUCCUCACCGAUGUCGUCGGUCAGCAGACGGCCAUAGCGAGGGUCAUCAUGGCCGAUGGGUGCAGUCAGCACCGUAUUGUCGCCCAGCCCCUCUUCAUCCGACCAUUGGGAGAGCAGUGUGCGCAAAGGGAAUGCUGAGAAUGAGGGGAAGAGGAAGGCGUGCCGGCGGAUGACGGGGUCGGUCCGCUUGUAGCCCUCAGCAUAGCGGUGGCUGCCCGGCAGCUCACCCAACGGCACCACACGAAACCACUGAUCGCCGAUCCGAUAGUGUGCGCUGCCGAUCUGCUGCAGCGCCAGGCUGUGUGUGUGGUGUAUGAGCUGCUGUCCGAUGAUCUUGUAGAUGGCCAUGGC
Messenger RNA from Vitrella brassicaformis, 860 nucleotides. NCBI's taxonomy places the organism in Eukaryota, Vitrellaceae. The record is from the annotation of a GenBank genome assembly.